Messenger RNA from Vanrija pseudolonga, 3304 nucleotides. It is a transcript of the gene TNPO1, whose product is annotated as Transportin-1. The transcript is spliced from 5 exons. Lineage: Eukaryota; Fungi; Basidiomycota; Tremellomycetes; Trichosporonales; Trichosporonaceae. The record is from RefSeq and is a predicted model, not a curated record. Gene Ontology annotation, biological process: protein import into nucleus. Gene Ontology annotation, molecular function: nuclear import signal receptor activity. Gene Ontology annotation, cellular component: cytoplasm; nucleus. The coding region runs from base 311 to 3082 and encodes 923 amino acids.
UCAAUCAAUCCCACAGAGAGUUUCCAGCCAGCAGCAGCCCAGCAUUCCACGACCCAAGAGGUAGACAUUGCCCUUGUCAACCACCACCAACCACUACUACAACCACCACCACCCGUCGUCCUCGACGGCACUCUACUCCAAACACACACACCCGGCGUCGAGCACCGUCAACUCGGCCUCAAACCCUUUAGCCCCCUCCAAAAUCUCGACUCGGCCUGGCCGUGCUCACCCCACUCUCCAUCCAACCCCCUCCUUCGGACACCAUUCCGCUCCUUCACCCACCCCACACACCUCGGUGAAUCGCCUCGCAAUGACCUGGCAACCUCAGGCCGAGGGCCUCCGGACGGUCCUUGACAUGCUGAGGGACUCGUCCAGCCCAGACUCGACAGUCCAAAAGGCAGUGGCAAAGAAACUCCACGAGCUCCGCUUCAUCCCAGACUUCCUCGCCUACCUGUCACAUGUCCUCGUGCAUGGCUCGCAGGAGGCUGUCUCGCACCGUGCUGUUGCCGGUCUUCUUCUCAAGAACGCCCUCAUUCAGAGGACCGGUCCAGCCUUGACUGAUGGCGACGCCAUGGCAAUGAACUAUGUCAAGAGCACAGUCCUGCUCGGUCUGGCCGAGCCAGAGAUCAUGGUCCGCCAGACGGCCGGCACAGUCGUCAUGGCUAUCCUUGCCAACGAGGAGACCGGCGCUUGGCCCGAGGCCUUGGACACGCUGUCCAAGGGCAUGGCCUCGCAGGACGAGAAUGUUGUUGAGGGUGUUUUCAACACGUUCCAAAAGAUUUCCGAGGAUUGCCCUCAGCGUCUCGACAUGACCGUGGGCGGCGCCAACCUUCUUGACCACCUUGUCCCCGAGUUCAUCAAGUUCACUGGCCACUCCAGCUUCAAGGUCCGCCUUUACGCCCUCGAGACCCUUCAGUCGCUUUCGGCUCUUCAGACGCCGGCUGUCACGGCUAAUGUCGACGCCUAUCUCCAGGCCUUGUUCGCCCGCGCCACUGACAACUCGGCCGACAUUCGUCGCAGCGUCUGCGCUGCCCUCGGCUUGAUUCUCAGCCACCGCCCCGACAAGCUGGUCCCCGAGAUGAAGAACGUGGUCGACUACAUUGCCUACUGCACCAAGGACCCGGACGAGACGGUCGCCCUCGAGGCGUGCGAGUUCUGGCUGACAUUUGCCGAGGACCCCGCUCUCAAGGACCAGCUCCUUCCCUACAUUGGCCAGAUCGCCCCACUGCUCCUGCACGGCAUGGUCUACUCCGAGGUUGACCUGUUAUACCUCGACAACGAUGACGAUGACGAGGCCGUCCCCGACAAGGAGAGCGACAUCAAGCCUCGCAACUAUGGUGGCAAGACCCACGGUGCUCACGAGACGAACGACCCUUCCUCGUCUUCGGGCGGUGCCGGCAAGUCUCGCGAGGCUGCCGACCGUGCCCUCGACGAUGAUGAUGAGGACGACGACGACGACUUUGACGACGACGACGAUGAAGGAGCUGCCGAGUGGAACAUCCGCAAGUGUUCGGCUGCCGCUCUCGAUGUCAUGGCCGUCUCAUUCGGCAGCACCCUCCUUGACAUUCUCUUACCCUACCUCAAGGAGCGUCUGUUCAACGACGACUGGCGCCAGAAGGAGAGCGGUAUUCUUGCUCUCGGUGCUAUCGCCGAGGGCUGCAUCGACGGCCUCGAGCCCCACCUUCCCCAGCUUGUUCCUUGGCUCAUUUCGGCCCUCAAGGACAAGAAGGCUCUCGUCCGCUCCAUCACCUGCUGGACCCUCAGCCGUUACUCGAGCUGGGUGGUCGCUGUUUCGGCCACGGACAAGACGCAGUUCUUCAUCCCCGCCAUGGAGGGCCUUCUCCAGAUGGUGCUUGAUGUCAACAAGCGCGUCCAGGAGGCUGGUUGCAGCGCCUUUGCUACUCUUGAGGAGGAGGCUGGUGGCGAGCUCGUGCCCUUCCUCGAGCCCAUCCUUCGCAACCUGACGUACGCCUUCACCAAAUACCAGCAGAAGAACCUGCUCAUCCUGUACGACGCUCUUGGAACUCUUGCCGACUCGGUCAUGGGCGCUCUCGGCACGCCUCAGUACCUCGAGAUUCUCAUGCCCCCUCUCAUUAACAAGUGGAUGUCGCUGGGUGACUCCGACCCUGAUCUUGUCCCCCUCCUUGAGUGCUUGUCGUCGGUUACGCUCGCAUCCGGCAAGGCCUUCCAGCCCUACGCGCAGCCCGUCUACCAGCGCUGCCUGACCAUCAUUGCGACAUCGCUCCAACAGUGGGACGCGUUCACUGCCGACCCCGACAACGUCGAGGAGCCCGACAGGACAUUCAUUGUCGUGGCCCUUGACCUUCUUUCGGGUCUCGCCCAGGGUCUCGCGGACCAGAUGCCGGCUUUGAUCGAGCAGGCUCAGCCUCCUCUUCUGCAGCUCAUCGCCCUCUGCUUAAACCACUUUGAGCCUCCUGUUCGCCAAUCGGCGCACGCCCUGCUGGGAGACAUGGCCAUGACCUGCUUCCCCUUGUUGAGGCCAUACGUCCCCGAGCUCAUGCCGGCCAUCAUUGAGCAGAUCACACCCGAGCCUCAGCCCGACUGCAUUAGCGUGUGCAACAACGCUGCUUGGGCUGCUGGAGAGAUCGCCAUCCAGUACCGCGCCGACGCCACCCCCAUCGAGCCAUUCGUCGACGACCUGAUCCGGAGGUUGAUCCCCAUUCUCCUCAACCCCAAGUCGCCAAAGUCUCUGUCCGAGAACGCCGCUGUCACGAUUGGUCGUCUUGGUCUUGUCGCCACGGCCCGCGUCGCGCCCCACCUCGGCACCUUUGCUCAGGCAUGGUGCACAGCACUGUGGGAGAUCAAGGACAACGACGAGAAGGACUCUGCGUUCCGUGGAUUCUGCAUGCUCAUCGGCGCCAACCCGGCCGGCCUGGAGAGCAGCUUUAUCUGGUUCUGCAACGCCGUCUGCAAGUGGCAGCACCCUUCGCGCGAGCUUGACGGCAUGUUCCGCUCCAUCCUGCAGGCCUUCAAGGCACAGCUCGGUGCUGGCUGGGACGCGCAGGUCGCAGCGUUCCCGCCCGUCAUCCGUGAGCGCCUGCGCGAGCGCUACGAUGUCUAGACGGUUUAUUUUGUUUGUCGAGAUUGGUUUGUCCGAGCACCGUCUGUGAUGGCUAUUGCAAGUCAAGCGCCUCGCUCUCGGAGGCAGCUAUACCACCGCCGAUAUACCACACACAUUUAGAGUAGGCACACACUGGCAUCUAUACCCUUUUAUACAUUGUUCAUAGCACAAAAGUAGGUAGACAAGGGCGCACGCCCCACCACCUUCCCCCCUCCUCCCCAC